This is a messenger RNA of Cajanus cajan (pigeon pea), 1894 nucleotides long. Its product is annotated as patellin-4. The record is from RefSeq and is a predicted model, not a curated record. NCBI's taxonomy places the organism in Eukaryota, Viridiplantae, Streptophyta, Magnoliopsida, Fabales, Fabaceae. Gene Ontology annotation, molecular function: lipid binding.
AAAACAUAGAUUAUCUAUAUUUGGCGCCACUUAACUCAACCAACGGUUGAAAAAUGAGAAUUGCCAAUUGAGGGUAGUUACCCAUCAUCACUCAACAUUAUCGAGUUGGCAUUGGCACAAACGAGGCCUUCAUCUUCAUGCAUGUAAGGCCACCUUUCCUCUCCACCCCCUCCACCAAAUCCUCUAAUCAAGGAGGAGGUUCGGUGCAUGCAUCACGCCAUGGCAGCCACCACCGACGAAUGCAACGACGAAAACGCCAACGUCGUUCUUGGGGUGCCCCUUUUCUUCAAUUUCUUUGACAACAACAACGACAAGCUCAAGGAGGAGAGACCCCAAGAAGAUCAUGAUUGUGAUCUCGAUGAUGAUCCUGAGGUCGCAUCUUUGGUGGCAGAUAACAACAAUAACGGGACCCCAAGUCCCGCUGAGAUCAAACUCAAGAUAAAGAAAUCGUUGCUGGAGUUCCGUUGCAAGGUUGAGAACGCCAUUCUUGGAAACUUUUUGUUAGGGCAACCGGAUAAGAAAGCUGCACCAGAAGAUGUAGCUAUGGCGAGGGAACGGCUUAGAGAGAUUUCUCUCUGGGGUGUUCCUUUGAUGCCAAGCAAGGCUCACGAGGGCACUGAUGUUGUUUUGAGGAAGUUCCUGAAGGCCAAGGAUUACAAAGUCAAUGAGGCCUUCGACAUGCUUCAGAAGACUCUCAUAUGGCGACGUGAGAACGACAUUGACCGCAUAAUUGAUGAUCAGGAUUUGGCUGCUGAGUUUGGGAAUGCAGGGUACUUGUGCAGUAGGGAUAGGGAGGGUCGUCCUGUGUGUUACCAUGUUUGUGGGGUUUUCAAGGACAGGCUCUUCUACAAGAAGACGUUUGGGACACAUCUCAAAGGUGACAAGUUUUUGAGGUGGCGGAUUCAGCUCAUGGAAAAGGCUAUUCAGAAGCUCAACUUUAGACAAGGAGGAGUGGACUCGAUUCUUCAGGUUUUUGAUUUGAAGAGCACACCAAUCCAUGGAACCAAGGAGAUCAACUCACUCAGCAAAAGAACUCUAUUUCUGUUUCAGAACUACUACCCUGAGCUCGUUCACAAAAAUAUUAUUGUGUAUGCUCCAUUUUGGUUCUACACGUCUCAAGUCCUAUUCUCAAGGUUCAUGAACCAGAGAAAUAAAAAGAAGUUCAUCUUAGCUAGGCCACAUAAGGUCACGCAGACACUUCUCAAGUCUAUAGCCGCGGAACAUCUUCCAUGUGAAUACGGUGGUCUAAGGAGGAACAAUGAUGAUGAUUUCUCGCCUUCUGUUAAGGCUCAAGAGCUUAAAAUCAAAGGAAGUACGGUUUCUAGAGUUGAAUUUCCGGUCAAAGAGCUUGGAGUAACACUAACGUGGGAUGCAACUGUGGUGGGAUGGGAUGUGACCUACAAGGAAGAGUUCAUUCCAGAUGAUGAAGGCUCAUACAGUGUAUUACUGCAAAACCAAAAUGUAGAGGGUAGCAGCACUAGAAACUCCUUUUACAUCAGUGAACCUGGGAAGAUAGUGAUAACAGUUGAAAAUGGAACCUACAAGAAGAAGAAAAUGUACUAUAGAUCUAAGGCUAGAACCACCGUUCCCAUGUACAUCUUGUUAUCGUAGAAAUGGCUUCCCAGCUUCAAGUUGAUUUGAAGAUAUUCUUUGUAUAUUCACACUCAGUUACCAACAUGAAAUUGCUGGCAGCAAUAUAGACCCGUUUUGCUCGCUGCUAAAGAUUCAAUGGUUUUAGUUCACGCCUUCAAGAAUUGAUUGUUUACAUAACCAUAUGUUUCUAAUGGUUUUAACACUUGGACAUGAAAGCAAUGAAUUGAUGGAACAGAAAUUUUUUAUGUUACAACUAAAUAUUUUUGCCAAGUUCAAUCAUAGUGAGUUUCAUUUAUUUGAA